AUGGAUUCAUACUACGAGAACAAUCUCAAUGGAGAAGAAUGCGAGGAUCCUCAUUGUCAUGGCUGUCAGAAGCCCAUAGAAGAUGGGUCCGUGGUGCAGUUUGGCGACGGCAUUUGGCAUUUUGAAUGCUUUCGUUGUGCAAAAUGUCAAAAGCUAGUUGAAUGUUACAGUAAUCUGCUGCUUCUGAGAGAUGGAAGCCCUAUUUGUGAAGAUUGUUCAUAUAGUUGUCAUGCAUGUUCAAAGACGAUCAAAGACGAAGCUAUUAUGACAGGCGACGAAGCAUAUCAUGCAGAUUGUUUUCGCUGUGUUCAAUGCAGCAAGAAGAUAGACGACCUCGUAUUCACGCAAACCAGCAAAGGCAUCUACUGUACGAAAUGCCACGAGGCGAGAAAAUUGCUAAGGCUCAAGCGACGAGACGAACGAAACAAUAACAAGGCGAACGAGACCAGUAAAAUAGCGCCCCCUACAUCACUGAACAGCAAUCUCACUAGACCUGGCCAUGCGUUCAGAAGUUCUUCCACCACAUCCAUUGUGAAUGCAUACAUUGACGAACACCUACGCACGCCUAUAUUAGAAUCCAACGAUAUCAGCGAACUGAACGAGAUGCUGAUGGGCCAGAGAAGCAGUGAAGAGACGCUCCGAAAUUCUCUUGAUCAAAGUCAUCAGCUGGAGCAAAGCAAUGACGAUACAGCACAAGUGAGGGAGCUGAAACGUGAUUUAAGCGAAACCAAAACUCGAUUAAAGGAGGUGGAGAGCAAGUUCAAUAAGAUUAAGACAAUUAGCCGAAAAGCCUUGGAUGAGUUUCACAUGGUGAAGGAUGGCUAUGCGUCUGAAGUACAAGCGAGACGAGAUGCUGAAAAUGCAAUGAUCAGGUUAAAGAGCGAACUUGUCUUUUAUCAGCAGGCCUCCAUCUUUAGUGGACAUGACUUUAUCCAUUACAGCAAAGAGGAGAUUGAGGAGCUAAACCAGACCCGUGCUGAUUUGGAGCAACUGUGCCAUGAUCUCAGAACAGAACGAGACAGCUUGGUCCAUGAGCUUGAAAACCACUCCAAAAAUAUCGAGAAACUGUUUGCAAGCCAAAAGCCUCAAGAUCUGCAUUGGGAGAGACUGCAACACGCCUACCAGCAGCAAUUGGACUCCAUGCAAAAAGACAUGUCGAAUGCAAAGAACAACUAUGCUAAGCUCAUCAAGGGUAGAGAAGAUAUCAUAUCAGACAUGAUCUUGCUCAACACCAAAAACGCUGAAUUGACUCAACUGAACAAUGAUUUAUCCCGCCGUGUGAUGGAGCGAGAGCAGGAAGCAAAGGCAGUGUUUGCAGGCAUGAGUUUCUUGACCACCCCAGCAGAGGAGAGUAAUAAUAGCAGCAGUAGCACAAGCACAAACAGCAGCACUAUGAAACAUCGAAGAAACCUUUCCACAGGAUCCAUUGGUAUCACACAUUCCACUUCCAUGACUGAAAUCAACAAUGGCAAGGCAGAAAGUUUUAUAUCACCCGCAACAGCAAAACUAGCGCAGAGGGAUAGCUUCAAUGGAUCAGCAGCGCCAAAACUGUUCAAAUUUAGACGAAACAAGAGUGGCUCUGGAAAGCACAAGAUGACCAACAGACAAAACGACGAUUUGAUUGCUGUUCCUUACGACAGCAACAGCAAUUCCAACACAAGAUCCUUGGAGCCGGUCUCAGAAUCUUUUAUGAAAAAGGAACCAGAAAACGUCAAGGCAGGAAAGCACCAUUUCGCACAACAAAAGUUCUUGAGACCUAUUAAAUGCGAAGCUUGUGGUGAAAAGAUGUGGCGAGUGAACGAAUUAAAAUGUUCAGAAUGUGGUAUUGUAUGCCACUCCAAAUGUGUCUACAGUGUUCCACAAGCCUGCUACAGAAAAUCCAGCCUGGACAACAACAGGUCAGACGCAGACAGUACAAGGCAUAUGUUUGGCAAUGAUUUGAUCAAGCAAGUGCAGGCUGAGAAGAGCAAGGUACCGCUUGUGGUUGAAAAGUGUAUUGAAUCUGUAGAAUCAAGAGGCAUGGAUUAUGAGGGUAUUUAUCGAAAAUCGGGUGGUGUAGGACAAAUGAGACAAAUUCAGCAAUCAUUUGAGAAGGGCGAAAUACCCAACCUGAUUGACGAAGAGAAGUGGAACGAUAUCUGCGCCAUUACCAGUGUUCUCAAGCAGUAUUUCAGAGAGUUGCCCAACCCGUUAUUCACUUACGAACUCCACUCCAAAUUCAUGGAUGCUAUGAUGAUUGCGAAUAGCUCUGAACAACUGCAGGCAAUGACACAGCUGAUCCAAACGCUCCCCAUCGAGAACUUCAACACACUGAAAUACCUCAUGGAACAUUUGAACCGGGUUCAAAUCAGGAGCAAGGAGAACCUCAUGACAUCCAAAAACCUUGCAGUCAUCUUUGGGCCCACAUUACUGCGAGAUCAAGAUGAAAAUCGCGAUUUGCUGGAGAUGAACCAUAAAAUCAAUACCAUUGAGUUUAUCCUAAACCACAUGGAUACGCUGUUUGUGAUUGAAACUAUCAUGGGAAGUGCUACCAAUACCAUUACGUCCCUCUCGUCUACGACACUGAACAACACGACAUCGGAUCACCGUCGCAUCCAUUUGCCUCCUCUCCAGAGAGGUGAAGAUCUUAGCACUCUUCUUGGUAACUAUCAGUCUCGUCAUGACGAAAGUACCACAGGGCAAUCAUGUUCUAGCACCAGUGCCAAUAAAACGACUCUGGCAGCAGUUCCACCAAGGCCAAAUGCAGGAUACAUCUAA
Mucor velutinosus is the source of this 2757-nucleotide messenger RNA. RefSeq lists its product as uncharacterized. Bases 1 to 2757 code for a protein of 918 amino acids. The transcript has 8 exons. NCBI's taxonomy places the organism in Eukaryota, Fungi, Mucoromycota, Mucoromycetes, Mucorales, Mucoraceae. Gene Ontology annotation, cellular component: cytoplasm. Gene Ontology annotation, biological process: regulation of GTPase activity; signal transduction. The record is from RefSeq and is a predicted model, not a curated record.